Messenger RNA from Candidozyma auris, 594 nucleotides. It is a transcript of the gene NAT2, whose product is annotated as Nat2p. The transcript has a single exon. Lineage: Eukaryota; Fungi; Ascomycota; Pichiomycetes; Serinales; Metschnikowiaceae. Gene Ontology annotation, cellular component: mitochondrion. Bases 1 to 594 code for a protein of 197 amino acids. The record is from RefSeq and is a predicted model, not a curated record.
AUGUUUAGACAAAACUUUCAGCGGAGCCUUCGGUUGGGCAAGCCUACAGAGCUUCUUACCAGGACGAGGUUGCAGCUUCAGCAUAGAUUGAGGUUUCAGUCUACAAAUGUUCCGAAAAAGCCCGAGCCUAGGGGGAUCAAAAAGCUAGUCAAGGAUUACGGCUAUUCCGCCUUGGGUGUUUAUUUGACAUUGAGCGCCAUCGACUUGCCUCUUUGUUACUUGCUUGUUCAUCUGAUGGGGAAGGAGGAAAUCGAAAAGUAUGAAAACCAGGUGAAACAGUAUUUUGGGUACGGUAAGAGCGACGAAGAGUUGCACAAGAUGCAAGAGAUCAACAGGAUCGAGGAAGAACACGAACCUGAGCCUGAGGGCAUGUUCUCGUGGUUUUCUUGGACAGAGUUUGCUCUUGCUUAUGGCCUACACAAAUCAGCGCUCAUCUUUGUGAGAGUACCUUUGACUGCUGCCUUGACUCCUACCGUGGUCAAAGUGUUGCAGAGGUGGGGAUUCCGUAUUGGCCCUGGAGCUGCAGCUUCUGAGGUCCCACGUUUUGGAACUAAAGUGACGAAGAAGAACAAGUGGUUUUCUUGGUUCUUCUAA